This is a messenger RNA of Ooceraea biroi (clonal raider ant), 2372 nucleotides long. RefSeq lists its product as uncharacterized. Lineage: Eukaryota; Metazoa; Arthropoda; Insecta; Hymenoptera; Formicidae. The record is from RefSeq and is a predicted model, not a curated record. Gene Ontology annotation, biological process: regulation of transcription by RNA polymerase II. Gene Ontology annotation, cellular component: transcription regulator complex; nucleus.
CACAUUAAAAAUAUUUGCUGAUAGCGGUGAUUUCUAAUAUUAUUGAUACGCUACUUGCCGCCCGAAGACAUGGCGGAUCGGCUGAAAAAGAUCAAAGGUGCCGACGCUCUUUGUCCCUACUGUAUAUCAUUAUACUGUGCUCAGGGUGCCUCCCCACGGAGCGUAACUUGCGUAAAGCGUGACCUAAAGUUACUAGAAAACUUCCGCCUAGUUAUUUUACGCCGUUACGUCGUUUUGUCAUUACGUCGAUUUAAAUUUCUGGCGGAAGAUACGCUGAUAUGUGGCUGUAUUCGUUUACGCAGUAGUUAGUGCAUCUACUGCGUAUCUCAUCUGCUGAUCACGUGACAUAAUUUGCCGAACGCACUCUUACGUGAACGGCUGCGCGUGUGCGGAUUGGUGCGGAGUGUUUUGGAGCGCUUCAAAUGGGACUUUCGGUUGCGUUUCGGUAAAGCGGCUCGGUACAUAUCGUUAAGUAAAUUUUAGCAAUUUUGCGGCAGUAAUUUUUAAGAUAUUUACCCUUUUGUUUAAAGGUUAGUUAUUACUUGUUUUUAAAAUAUCUGAAGCACAUUUCAUUUAAAAAUUUAAUUUUUAGAAUAAUAAUGGACGUGAUAUUGAAUAAUGUUAUUCAUAUCAUACGGUAAUGGAACUGAUCGACAGUGAUAGUAGCUCAUAGAUUCUGAUUUAUGGUCAGAUAGUAAAUAAUUUAAUUAUAAUUUUAAAACGCUUCCAUAUUGAACUUGGGCUGCGUUCCGAUUUUCCAAAUAAUUUUUGAUUUAGUUGGAACAUUUCGAAGUAAAAUAAAUUCGUGAUUUAGGUUUAUUGGAUCAGUAUUAGAACAUAAUUUAUUCAAAGUCUGUUGUAAAGGAAGUGGUAAAUGAAAUGUUCUACCUUUAACUUUUUGUAUAUUAUAUAUCAGUAUAUUUAAUUUAAUUUUAAUUAUAAUUUAAUUAUAAUUUUGUAGGAUCAAUUUGCAGAACUUAUUCUUCACCUUUCUCGUUCUUUAUUUUUAUAAAAUAACUCAUUUUCAAGGCAGAUCCCAUUCAUAUAGAACCAAGGCUGCGUUCCGUUAUUUACUGCUAAAGACUCUCAUAAUCCCACAACAUUUCGUAAACGGUCUGUUCAUAAACAAAUAAUAAACAUCUCUAUAACAUGGAGAACUCUUAAUACAGCAUCAAUAACGCAAUAGUGAAACACAUCUCAAAUAUUAUGUUAGAAUAAUUCAAUUUUAUAUUAUUCAAUUAAUAAUUUUCAAUUCUAAAUCAUUUAAGAAAUACUGUAAACAAUUUCCAAACAUCUUGAAAAAAUCAUAAUUAAUGUUGGUUAAUUAAUGUUGUUUAAUUAAUAUACGAAAUGUUGUGAGAUUAUGAGGGUCUCUAUUCACUGCCAGUACUGAAAAUCGGAACGCAGCCCAAGUUCAAUAUGGAAGCAUUUUAAGGCCGGUAUUCAUAGUCGGAUCUUAUAUACCAGCCUAAAUGGAAGCAGUUUUACGUUCGUUUAUGCAACACUGCAAGCAGAGCAUCCAGAGCAGUACCUCUGAAGUAGCUGCGCGGAUGGGAUAUAUCUCUGCAUAAAGGAAUGACAAACGCGCUGCAGUCGCUUUCGCAGGCAGAGUAAACGAACAACAUCUGCGGCAGCCACUGCGUAAACGAACGCACCCACAUGUUGGAAUUGUACUGCUACAGUCUUAUGAAUAGCCAAUGAAAUUGCGAGGUUAUUUGACGUCACAACUCGGCGUGACUCGAAGCAGCAUUCAAACUACAUAAUCAUAAACAUUUAGGUGACUAUCUUGUUGUUUAGAAUAUUAUUAGAAUAUUGUGAAAAAAAUGAAUCACUCCUACGAUCAAAUAGACUGCGAAGAUACGCAAGAUAUGUGUUCACAAGAUAUUAAUUUACAAGAUUCGAUCCCUAUCGAAGUAAAUAUCGAAGCUGAUGCUAUUUUCAUCGACAUCGUGAAAAAUUAUCCUGAUUUAUGCAAAAAUUUAAAAGAUUUUAAAGAUAAAAAUGUACGUGAGCGGGCAUGGGUGGACAUAGCAUCCAUUCUAAAUUGCUCAGUGGAAGAUUAUAAGAGGCGAUGGUUACGCUUGAGGGAAAGAUUUUCAAAAGAGCAGAGAUUAUGAGACGCAGAAACAAGGAGCAGUAGUGGAAAUACAAUAGGAAGAAAAGAAUUUUCUUUAUACCAAAACAUGAUGUUUCUUUCAGAACAUGUUCAGUCAAGAAAGUAAGUAAUAUAGCUGAAAAAUAUAACAAGCAUUCUUGAAAGUAUAUAAAUUAUUUACAUCUCAAUGUUUUAGAACUUAUAUAUAAAUUUAUACUCACCCAAAGAUAAUAUAGUGAUACAUUUAUUUUAGUAUAAAUAAAUAAAUAUAAAUUUA